AUGGCUCCAAGUAUUAUUGGUGCCCCGGAACCCGCCGUCCCCCCGCAGAACGCUCGUUCCCUCGACAGUGUCACGGAGGGGUACGACGAUACUUUACGGUUCUACCUUAAUGGGACGAAAGUCGUGCUCGAGGAUGCGGAUCCCGAAGUCACCCUGCUGGAGUAUCUUCGGGGCAUUGGCCUGACAGGCACGAAGUUGGGGUGUGCAGAGGGAGGCUGUGGCGCAUGUACUGUUGUGAGCCAGUAUAAUCCGACGACAAAGAAGAUUUACCAUGCGAGUGUGAAUGCGUGCCUGGCGCCGCUUGUCAGUGUCGACGGAAAGCAUGUCAUUACAGUUGAGGGGAUCGGAAAUGUAAAGAAGCCGCAUCCGGCACAGGAGAGGAUAGCAAAGGGAAAUGGUAGUCAGUGUGGGUUCUGUACGCCCGGUAUAGUCAUGAGUUUGUACGCCUUACUCCGAAACCACGAACGUCCCAGCGAACAUGACGUCGAAGAAGCCUUCGACGGAAACCUAUGUCGCUGCACCGGAUAUAGACCUAUUCUGGACGCAGCGCAAAGUUUCAGCGUUCCAACAGGUUGCGGGAAAGCCACGGCGAAUGGUGGGACGGGUUGCUGUAUGGAAAAUGGAGGGAAAGCAGGCGGCUGUUGCAAAGACGGCUUGGACGACUCGCAGCCGAUAAAACGGUUUACGCCUCCUGGGUUCAUCGAGUAUCACCCGGAUACCGAACUCAUCUUCCCGUCGCAGCUGAGGAAGCAUUUGUUCAGGCCGCUGGCCUUCGGGAAUAAGCGGAAAAAGUGGUACAGGCCCACUACCCUUCAGCAAUUGCUGGAGAUCAAGAGCGCAUAUCCUUCGGCAAAGAUUAUCGGAGGUAGCACGGAGACGCAGAUCGAGACCAAGUUCAAAGGCAUGAACUAUAGCGCCAGUGUUUUUGUUGGCGACAUCGCCGAGCUCAGACAGUUCACUUUUCAAGACGAACAUCUGGAGAUAGGCGGAAACGUCGUCUUGACGGAUCUUGAGUCUAUAUGCAAAGACGCUAUCAAACACUACGGUAAGGUUCGCGGGCAGGCUUUUGCCGCCAUCCUGAAACAACUUCGGUACUUCGCUGGGAGACAGAUCCGGAAUGUGGGAACACCAGCAGGUAAUCUGGCUACUGCCUCGCCCAUCUCGGAUCUCAAUCCUGUCUUUAUGGCUAGCAAUGCCACACUUGUUGCGAAGAGCUUGGAGAAGACGACAGAAUUACGCAUUGCGGAUUUCUUCAAAGGAUAUAGGCAGACUGAGCUACCUCCUGACGCCGUCAUCGCGAGCAUUCGAAUACCGGUGACCAAAGAGAAGGGGGAAUACAUACGAGCUUACAAGCAAGCAAAGAGAAAGGACGAUGAUAUCGCUAUUGUAAAUGCCGCUUUGCGCGUGGUGCUCAACGAUUCUCACCUUGUCGAGCGCGUCGAUCUCGUCUACGGUGGCAUGGCGCCCACGACGAUUGCCGCCAAGAAAGCCAUGGGGUACCUGACAGGAAAGAAGUUCACCGAGCUGCAAACGCUAGAAGGUGUCAUGGGUGCCCUGGAAGAGGACUUCGACCUCCGAUUUGGCGUCCCUGGUGGCAUGGCAACGUACAGGAAGUCGUUGGCGCUCAGCUUCUUCUACAAGUUCUAUCAUGAAGUUCUCGCGGAGCUGCACGCAGACGAGGUGGAAGUUGACACGCAGGCCAUUGGAGAAAUUGAAAGAGAUAUCUCCUCGGGAAAGAAGGACCAUCAGGCUGCCGAGGCAUACACCCAAAACGUUCUUGGAAAAGAACUGCCGCAUGUUGCUGCUUUAAAGCAGUCUACGGGAGAAGCACAGUACACAGACGAUAUUCCUCCUCAGCGGAAUGAAUUGUACGGCUGUUUGGUUCUGUCCACAAAAGCGCAUGCGAAAUUGGUCAAGGUUGACCCCGAGCCCGCACUUGAACUUCCCGGUGUGCAUGCUUGGGUUGACCACCGGGAUCUUCCGUCUCCAGAGGCCAACUGGUGGGGUGCGCCUAAGUGCGACGAGGUCUUCUUUGCAGUCGACGAAGUCUUCACUGCUGGCCAACCCAUUGGUAUGCUCCUUGCCGAUUCUGCUAAGCGCGCUGAACAGGCCGCUCGAGCGGUGUUGGUUGAAUACGAAGAUCUACCUGCCAUCUUCACUAUCGAGGAGGCUAUUGAAAAAGAAAGCUUCUUCGAUCACUAUCGGUACAUCAAAAAGGGCGAUACGGAGAAGGCAUUUGCCACAGCUGAUCAUGUCUUUACGGGCACGGCACGCAUGGGCGGGCAGGAGCACUUCUAUCUGGAGACCAACGCUUGUGUUGCUGUGCCCAAGCCUGAGGACGGCGAGAUGGAGAUCUUCAGCAGCACCCAAAACCCGUCGGAAACGCAGGCUUACGUAGCAAAGGUCGUCGGCGUCGCUGCCAACAAGAUCGUUACCCGUGUCAAGCGCAUGGGUGGCGGUUUCGGUGGCAAAGAGACGAGGUCCAUCCAGCUGGCGGGUAUCGUGGCCUGCGCAGCGAACAAGGUCCGCCGACCUGUAAGGUGUAUGUUGAACCGAGAUGAGGACAUCAUGACUUCGGGACAACGGCACCCAUUCCUUGCGCACUGGAAGGUUGCUGUCAACAAGGACGGGAAAUUGCAGGCUCUUGAUGCGGACGUCUUCAGCAACGGCGGAUGGACACAGGACCUCUCCGGUGCAGUGGUCGAGCGUUCUAUGACGCAUAUUGAUGGCGUGUACUCUAUUCCCAACGUUCAUGUACGGGGAAGGAUAGCGAAGACAAACACUGUCUCCAACACCGCCUUCCGUGGCUUCGGAGGACCACAGGGCAUGUUCAUCUGCGAGACUUUCAUGGAGGAAAUCUCCGAUCAUCUCGGGAUUCCAGUCGAGAAGCUUCGGGAGAUCAACAUGUAUUCUCCAGAGACAAAUAUGGUAACGCAUUUCAACCAGGAACUCAAGGACUGGCACGUUCCCCUCAUGUACCGCCAGGUCCAGGAGGAGUCCGCGUACUGGCAACGUCGCAAAGAAAUCGAAGAGUUCAACAAGACCCACAAGUGGAACAAGCGCGGCCUCUCCCUCAUCCCUACCAAAUUCGGCAUCUCCUUCACGGCGCUGUUCCUCAAUCAAGCCGGCGCCCUCGUCCACAUUUACCACGAUGGCUCUGUCCUGCUCGCCCACGGCGGCACGGAAAUGGGUCAAGGCUUGCAUACGAAGAUGACCAUGAUCGCGGCCGAAGCCCUCCAAGUCCCUCAAGAGUCCGUCUACAUCUCCGAAACCGCCACUAACACCGUCGCAAACACCUCCUCGACCGCCGCCUCCGCUUCUUCCGACCUCAAUGGCUACGCCAUCUGGAACGCGUGUCAGCAACUCAACGAACGCCUCAAACCGUACCGCGAAAAGCUGGGCCCGAACGCAAGCAUGAAGGACAUUGCGCAUGCCGCAUAUUUUGACCGCGUCAACCUCUCCGCCCAAGGCUUCUACAAAACCCCCGACAUUGGCUAUGUUUGGGGCGAGAACAAGGGUCAAAUGUUCUUUUAUUUUACUCAGGGCGUCGCCGCAGCCGAAGUUGAAAUCGACACUCUGACAGGCGACUGGACGUGCCGACGUGUGGAUAUCAAAAUGGACGUUGGGCACUCCAUCAACCCUGCUAUCGACUACGGGCAGAUUGAGGGUGCGUUUAUUCAGGGCCAGGGGUUGUUUACUACCGAGGAGAGCCUUUGGCAUAGGGCUUCUGGGCAGAUCUUUACCAAGGGUCCGGGCGCGUAUAAGAUUCCAGGCUUCAGGGAUAUUCCGCAGAUCUUCAAUGUUAGCCUGCUCAAGGACGUGCAGUGGGAGAAUUUGAGGACAAUUCAGAGGAGUAGGGGUGUUGGUGAACCUCCUCUCUUCAUGGGCAGCUCCGUCUUCUUCGCUAUCCGCGACGCGCUCAAAGCUGCGCGCCGCGAGUUCAAUGAACACUCAGUUUUGCAUCUGCAGUCGCCUGCUACGCCUGAAAGGAUUAGGAUAUCGUGCGCCGACCCCAUUCUUAAGAGGGCGUGGGUGAAGCCAAGAGAGGGGGAGAAGAGUUUUUUUGUCGCUAUCUAG
This is a messenger RNA of Westerdykella ornata, 4077 nucleotides long. RefSeq names its product xanthine dehydrogenase. The transcript has 4 exons. Bases 1 to 4077 code for a protein of 1358 amino acids. NCBI's taxonomy places the organism in Eukaryota, Fungi, Ascomycota, Dothideomycetes, Pleosporales, Sporormiaceae. Gene Ontology annotation, molecular function: iron ion binding; xanthine dehydrogenase activity; 2 iron, 2 sulfur cluster binding. The record is from RefSeq and is a predicted model, not a curated record.